CACCUGAGCAAGAUUCCAGCGAUUCAUCAGGGUGUUGUUCCUGGUACAGGAGAGGAAGUCCAAUAAUUGGUGCUGCAGUCUCUCCUGCUGAAGCAGAGCAUGGAUGAGUCUCUCCAGAAGCUUUUCCUCCAGCCGCUUCGCCUUUAGGACGACAGAUUCCUGUUCAUCCAUCUUUCGUCCAGGUCGCCUAUUCGCUGUGUCUGAUGCAAAAUUCCAUUAAGUGUGUGGUAGUGGGGGAUGGAUAUUAAAGUGCCAUUUCUGAAUGUUUUCUGAUAUGGAAGAGCCAGAGAAAGAAAAGGGCUGUGGGUAAAACAUGUCUGCUCAUCAGCUACACCACCAAUGCCUUCCCAGGAGAAUACAUCCCCACAGUAUUUGAUAAUUUCUCUGCCAGUAUGCUACUGGAUGGGAAACCAGUGUCCCUGGGUCUGUGGGACACAGCAGGACAGGAGGACUACGACAGACUCAGACCUCUGUCCUACCCUCAGACGGUGGGUUUGCAUACGUCUGCAGGAAAGUAACAGACAAACAAAUAAGUUCAUUCUUGAUUUUGCUUCUCAGGAUGUGUUCCUGGUCUGCUUUUCAGUGGUCAGUCCAGCUUCUUUUGAAAACGUCCGAACAAAGUGGAGCGUGGAGCUGAAGCACCACUGCCCCAACACCCCCAUGAUCCUGGUGGGCACCAAGUCCGACCUGAGGGACGACAAGGACAUGAUUGACAAGCUGAACGAGAAAAGCCUCUCUCCCAUCACCCUUCAACAGGCUUUGGCCUUGACCAAGGAAAUAGGUGCGGUAAAAUACCUGGAGUGCUCGGCUCUGACGCAGCGCGGCGUCAAGACCCUGUUUGAUGAAGCCGUCAGGGUGGUGAUGUCUCCGGUGAACGCUCCCAACCAGAAGGUCAAGAAGAAGUGCACCGUGAUAUAGUGAGAUCCACAGAGUCGCUGUCACAAGAAAACACUGUCAAUAAAACCAGCACUUCUCAGACAGUCAGUCUCAAAUACAAAUAUACAAGCAACAACCAAUAAUCUUCCGAAAACCCAAUCACUGCUGGAGCUUUAACUCCAGGUUCCACCUGCUGACCUUUCUCAGAAGACUUGGGAAGGUCUGCAGGGUUCGUGGGCUAUGAGCAAAUCUCAUAAACAGGUUGGUGUAGAGCAUAGGAGAUGCCAAAUGUGACCUUUCACCUUCACUAUCUACCUCCACCCACUAGUCCCUUGAAUAUACAAGGAUACUUUUAGCAGUUUCAUGAAACUGUCAUGUUUUUAUGAGCCUGAAGUGAUCUCUUCUCUUAGAAGUGUCUGGAUAUCUGUCAUAAUAUCUGCAUAUGAAGGAUUAUCUCAUUUUCUUUUCUUAUCAAUAGUAAUUAUCCAUGUUUGGUUAUAAAUUUAAAUAAAGAUUAAUUUAAACUCUGAGGUGUGUUUUUAUUCAGUUGAAUGGUUUCAUGUUUGAACCCUGCAAUAAAAUGUUUCUUCUUUUUUUUUCCUAUUGGCUACAUGUUUCCUCCAGCUGGUUCUGAUUGGCCGAUUAAUCCCCUGUGAUGGCCCCUAAAUGCAGAAGGUCCUGGCUCAGAGCCAACUUAGCUAAAAAUCCUUUGCUCUGUGUGCUCAGAGGGUUUUUGUGGGCAUUGCACGCUUUGCUGCGUUCUUCUGUCCGUCGUUCGUUUCCUGUCGUCGAUCGUGUGACUGGUGUGAUGUGAAAAACGUGUUCCCGUUGCUGUCUUGCGAAAACGUCAUCCCAC
Messenger RNA from Poeciliopsis prolifica (blackstripe livebearer), 1732 nucleotides. Its product is annotated as ras-related C3 botulinum toxin substrate 1-like. Gene Ontology annotation, molecular function: GTPase activity; GTP binding. Bases 340 to 918 code for a protein of 192 amino acids. The transcript has 6 exons. Gene Ontology annotation, biological process: small GTPase-mediated signal transduction. The record is from RefSeq and is a predicted model, not a curated record. NCBI's taxonomy places the organism in Eukaryota, Metazoa, Chordata, Actinopteri, Cyprinodontiformes, Poeciliidae.